Messenger RNA from Cynoglossus semilaevis (tongue sole), 1175 nucleotides. RefSeq names its product solute carrier family 25 member 26 (gene slc25a26). NCBI's taxonomy places the organism in Eukaryota, Metazoa, Chordata, Actinopteri, Pleuronectiformes, Cynoglossidae. Gene Ontology annotation, biological process: transmembrane transport. The transcript has 11 exons. The coding region runs from base 98 to 1093 and encodes 331 amino acids. The record is from RefSeq and is a predicted model, not a curated record.
GUCAAGAUGGCUGCGCCCUUAGUGUCAUUUUUUCUCUUUAAGCUGAGGGAACGUCGCAUGCAUUUGUGAACUAAAGGGGAGAAAGCAGCAGCUGAAGAUGGAGAGGAGGGAGUUGGCUGCCUCUCUGUUUGCGGGAGGCUGUGCAGGUAUGUUUGUGGAUCUGACCCUCUUCCCCCUGGACACCAUUAAGACCAGACUACAGAGUCAACAAGGUUUUUUCAAGGCAGGAGGCUUCAGGGGUGUCUACGCUGGGGUCCCAGCUGCUGCUGUUGGUUCAAUUCCCAAUGCUGCUCUUUUCUUUGGCACCUACGACUUCACCAAGUCCUUGCUUGGCUCAAGGGGACCACUAGCAGCACCACACAUGGCACCUGUCACUCACAUGAUCGCCGCCUCCCUCGGAGAAACUGUAGCUUGUCUUAUCAGAGUGCCCACAGAAGUGAUCAAGCAGAGAACCCAGGCUUUGCCAUCAUCAACCAGCUACCACAAUCUCCUGGCCACACUACAAGAGGAGGGUGUUCGAGGCCUGUAUCGAGGAUUUGGGAGCACAGUUCUCAGAGAGAUCCCGUUCUCCCUGGUGCAGUUUCCUCUGUGGGAGUACUUUAAGUCAAAAGACCCUCUCUCUCUAUUUCUCUCCACACCAUCUGGGCACAUCCGUUGGCGCAGAGUUGAACUGAGCUGGAAUCUGGACCUUCGCUCUUCUUCAUCCAGAUACUCUGUGGUCGCAGAGGCAAGGUCACAGACUCCACUCUUGGCAGGCUGCAGUGUGCGGAUCUUUUGCAGGUGCCAUAGCAGCCUUUGUUACCACUCCUCUCGAUGUGGCCAAGACCAGGAUCAUGCUCGCAAAGGUCGGCUCUUCCACUGCAAGUGGCAACAUCCCACUGGUGCUCUACGAGGUGUGGACAACCCGAGGUCUUACAGGUCUGUUCGCAGGCAGCAUAUCCAGGAUGAUCUACAUCAGCGCUGGAGGUUUCAUCUUCCUGGGAGCUUACGAGAAGGUACGACGCACCUUGCUAUAGCGGCGUUCAGGACAGCGGCCCAUUGGUCGACGGGACUCUCAGAAGCAGUCUUUGUUUCCGAGCUGCUGGGACACUGAGGACAGAACCACCAGCUGAUGAUGAAAGCUGGAGACAUUCGUCAACAGCUGGGUUUUAAUAAAUAGACUGUUUUUUUUUUUA